Molecule: messenger RNA, 252 nt
Organism: Dentiscutata erythropus
Lineage: Eukaryota; Fungi; Glomeromycota; Glomeromycetes; Diversisporales; Gigasporaceae
Source: the annotation of a GenBank genome assembly
CAUUCAAAAAAAGAAAACAGUGUUGUCCCAUCAUGGUUAGUUUUUGUGGGUGGUCCUUUAGCAAAUAUUACUUCAGAAAAAUUUAGAGAUUUAGUCAAACUAUUAGAUAAAACUAAUAAGAUAGAUCAUGUCCUAAAGAGACUUGAAAAUAAAGAUAACACUUUGGCACUUGUAGAGCUUCUUAAAAAUAAUAAAGCAUUUAAGGAUCUAAAUGUAGCAACAAAAUUUUAUACAAGAUUACAAGAAGAGGAG